Molecule: messenger RNA, 993 nt
Organism: Adineta steineri
Lineage: Eukaryota; Metazoa; Rotifera; Eurotatoria; Adinetida; Adinetidae
Source: the annotation of a GenBank genome assembly
AUGACCGACUCACUCAUCCAACUUGCUAUUCAAAUGACACGAGCCAUUGUACCAAUAAUAAUCUUAGUUGGUAUUAUAGGAAAUUCAUUGAAUAUUGCUGUACUUAGUAGACCUAGUCUAUACAAUCAUGCUUGUUCUCGUUAUUUUUUGGCACUUGCUUGUAAUAAUCUGUUCUAUACAAGUACAAUGAUGAUUUAUCGUCUUUUAGCUGAUGGUUAUCAACUUGAUAUAACAAAAGUUUCUCCUAUUUCAUGCAAAUUAAUUGUAUAUACAUUUCAAACAUGUGGAAUAUUAUCACAAUAUUUUGUUAUUCUUGCUUCAAUUGAUCGAUAUUGUGCCAGUUCAUCCAAUGUUUAUCUACGAAAAUUCAGUAAUGUUAAAGUAACUCGAUGGGCAGUUUUAUUUGUCAUGAUGAUUAUUAUGCUUUUCUAUAUCAAUACAGCAGUUCUAAUUGAUUUACGAACAACAGAUUCAUAUGGAUGUCGUGUUCGAGGUGAUACAAUCUACAAACAAGCAUAUUCAAUCAUACAAGUUAUUUUAUAUGCUAUUAUUGCACCUAUUCUCAUGGCAAUAUUUGGUAUGAUGACCAUUUACAAUACAAAAAAAGUACGUGUUGCUCCCAUAAUAGUUUCACGUCAUCGUCGAACUGAAAAUCAAUUAGCCUUUAUGCUUAUGAUACAAGUGAUCGUUAAUAUAAUAUUAACUAUGCCAACUUGUGUUACCUAUUUAAUGUUAAUCAUGUCACUUUCAAUUCAAACAACAUCUACAUUUUAUUUUGUUCGUACAAUAAGUCAACUUCUUCUGUAUUUUUCCUUUACUACACCAUUUAUGUUGUAUGUUGUUUCGGCUCGCGUAUACAGAAAAGAGCUGAUUCAAUUCAUGUGUCGAUUACUACGAUUACGUAAUAGUAAUCUAAUUCAUCUAUCGACAAGUACAAUUACAAACCAUGUUGUACCAUUCAAUAUAACAAUUCAUAAAACAACAAUUUUAUGA